AUGAAAGACCAAAAUGUAAUUAAAAUAAAAGGAUACAACAUAUACUAUGCGAACCAUCCAGAUGGGACAUCACAUGCUGGGUCUGCUGUCAUAGUUAGGGAAAACAUUCGACACCACGUCUUACCAAACUUUAGACAAGGACACUUACAAGCGGCUAUAAUAUCAAUAGAUGACCGGCAUGGCUCGCUAAAUGUGGCUUCAGUUUACUGUCCCCCGCGACAUCGAAUAAGUGAGCAAAUGUUUAGUGACUUCUUUGACACACUAGGAAACAGAUACAUGACAGGCGGUGAUUGGAACUCAAAAAAUACAUUCUGGGGCUCUCGGCUAACUACAACAAGGGGUCGGGAGUUAAAAAAGACUAUUGAUAGAUACAAUCUUAACGUAAUAUCUACAGGGGAACCAACACACUGGCCUACAGAUCGUGACAGACUUCCGGAUGUCAUUGAUUUCUUUAUUACUAAAGGAAUCUCGGGACUAUACACAAAAGUGGAAUCAUGUCUUGAUGGCUUCUCAGACCACACACCUUUGAUAUGUGCCCUAAGUUCGACUGUGAUCUGGAAAGAACCACGUCAGACCCUAUACAAUCAAAAAACAGAUUGGGAGGCUUUUCGAGAUUAUAUAGAGGAAAAUGUUAACUUAUGCAUACGACUCAAAUCAGAGGAGGAUAUAGAAGAUACUACGCAGUAUACCACCAAUAUAAUACAAAAAGCAGCAUGGCUAUCAACACCUUACUUGAACUCUAAAAUACAAAAAAACGAUAUUUGCCUCGAAAUAAAAGAGCUGAUAGCUGUGAAGAGAAGACUAAGACGUAGCUGGCAGUCCUAUAGGAAUAGACAAGACAAAAAAGCACUCAACAGAGCUCAAAAGGUUUUAAAAGAAAAGCUGAGAGAAAAUGAGAAUAGUACCUUGCAAGACAAAUUAAAAUCAUUGUCUCCAUACAAAGCAGACGACUAUUCGCUCUGGAAAAUGACUAAAGCGUUAAAAAGACCAAAAGAACACAUGCCUCCUCUAAGAGAAGCUACUGGCAACUGGUCACGAAAACCUAAGGAUAAAGCUCAGUUAUUCGCCGACUUCCUAAAAGACACGUUCAAACCGAAUGAGCCUGAUAUUCAUCACACAGAGGAAGAAAUUGACGAAAUCCUGAAUAGAGACCAACAAUUGUCUAUGCCACUAAGACCGGUUACACCGGCCGAAGUCAAGAUAACUAUAAACAAUUUAAAACCUAAAAAGGCACCAGGAUUUGAUCUCAUAACGGCAGAAGUUCUGAAAAAUCUACCUAAAAAAGGCAUUGUUCUACUGACUAUCCUCUUCAAUGCAAUAUUGAGGCUACAAUAUUUUCCAAGGUUAUGGAAGGUGUCUGUUGUGAACAUGGUUGCCAAACCGGGAAAGCCCUCAACAGAGGUUACAUCAUACAGGCCCAUAAGUCUUCUGCCAUUACUAUCUAAAGUCUGCGAAAAGCUAGUCCUAAAGCGCCUUCUCCCAGUCCUUGAAGAACAAAACGUUAUACCAGAUCACCAGUUCGGCUUUCGUUCACAUCACGGAACGACGGAACAGAUACAUCGAGUGGCUCAUACAAUACGGCAAGCGAUGGAGAGGAAGGAAUACUGUUCGGCUGUGUUCCUUGACAUACAGCAGGCCUUUGACCGGGUGUGGCAUAAGGGCCUCUUGUGCAAGUUAAAACAACACCUUCCAAAUACUGCAUACAUGCUCCUGAGGUCAUAUCUGCAAAACAGAACAUUCCAAGUUAAAUGCGAAGACUGUCUGUCACCCAUUUACGAAAUAAAAGCGGGCGUGCCUCAAGGCUCUGUGCUGGGGCCGGUUUUGUAUACGGUGUUCACCGCCGACCUACCAAUCUCAGAAGCAGUGGUGACAGCAACUUAUGCCGAUGACACUGCAGUUCUCUCCUGUAACAGAGACCCAAAAGUGGCUUCCGCAAAACUUCAGGAAUGCCUAGAUAAAAUCGGACUAUGGCUGAAAAAGUGGAGAAUCCGGGCAAGCCCAGCUAAGUCACUUCAUGUAACAUUCACCUUAAACAGAGGGGACUGCACAUCCGUGACACUUGAUGGAGCUACUCUGACACAUCAUACAACAGCUAAAUACUUGGGCAUGCACCUAGACAGAAGACUAACCUGGCGAGAUCACAUAAAGGCCAAAAAGAAACAGGCAGAUAAAAAAUAUAGAGACAUGUACUGGCUGCUAGGAAGAAAUUCAGCACUAAGUUUGGAAAACAAGCUCGUCAUAUACAAAUCUAUAUUGAAGCCAAUUUGGACCUACGGCAUACAACUCUGGGGCUCAGCAAGCCACUCAAAUAUAGAAAUUUUACAACGCUUCCAAAAUAAGGUUUUAAAAGCUUUGAGCAAUGCACCAUGGUUCACAAGAAAUACAGAAGUCCAUCAAUAUCUGGAAAUCCCGACGAUCAAGGAAGAAAUAGAAAGGACUGCUGCGGCCUACAGGCAGAGACUUGGACACCACAGAAAUCAUCUGGCUGCAAAACUGCUGGAUGCUGAUGCCAACAUGUAUCGGCUGAAAAGAAUACGACUAGCCUCAAUCUGA
Molecule: messenger RNA, 2553 nt
Organism: Leptosia nina
Lineage: Eukaryota; Metazoa; Arthropoda; Insecta; Lepidoptera; Pieridae
Source: the annotation of a GenBank genome assembly